This is a messenger RNA of Trichoderma gamsii, 864 nucleotides long. Its product is annotated as short chain dehydrogenase. NCBI's taxonomy places the organism in Eukaryota, Fungi, Ascomycota, Sordariomycetes, Hypocreales, Hypocreaceae. The coding region runs from base 1 to 864 and encodes 287 amino acids. The transcript has 3 exons. The record is from RefSeq and is a predicted model, not a curated record.
AUGGGCUCUACCAACACAGCAACUAUUGAGACCAAAAAUCUCUUCGACGUCUCCGGUCUCGUCGCUGUGAUUACCGGCGGAGGUUCUGGAAUUGGUCGUAUGAUCACUCGUGCUCUUGCCGCAAAUGGAGCACACAGAGUCUAUAUUAUUGGUCGUCGUGUGAGCGUUCUGGAACAGACAGCCACAGAAUUCCCCGACGUCGUCAAGGCUCUGGAGUGUGAUGUAACCUCCAAAGAGUCGCUCAAGGCCGCUGCAGACCUUAUCCACAAGGAGGUUGGAUAUAUCAACCUGCUGUGGUGUAAUUCAGGUACCUCUGGGCCCGAAUCCAAGACCCUAAACAACAACUCCUCGCUAGAUGAGUUUAUUGAAGAGAACUGGAAGCACUCGGUGGAUGAGUACGCAGACACCUUCAAGAUCAACACCGCUGGGUUUUGGUACUCUUCGCUUGCCUUCCUGAAACUUCUCGAUGCCGGUAAUCGCCAAAAGAACGUUAAUUUCAGCAGUCAAAUUGUCGGCACCUGCAGCACGCUUGGUUUCGGAAGAUUUGCUCCAACAGGACGCUUUGCGUAUGGCCAGAGCAAGGCAUCGCAGCAACACAUGAUGAAGCAGCUUUCCACACACAUGGUUCCGUACGGCAUUCGAGUCAACUCCAUUGCUCCAGGACUAUUUCCGACUGAUAUGACUUCGACUAUGACUGGGAGUGGUUAUGACCCAGCAAAAUUGAUCCCAGAGAAGAGAGCUGGUGAGGAAACUGACAUUGCUGGCGUCGCGCUAUUUUUGGCUAGUAAGGCUGGCUCGUAUCUUAAUGGAAAUGUGUUGUUGGCCGAUGGUGGACGAACAGCAAUUGUUCCCUCAACGUACUAA